AAACGAAAUGUACGGAUUAACCUGGCUGUGCACGACGGGUUGAGGAAGGGAUCCUCAGAGAGGGUAGCUAUGAAGUGGUUACGGUUUUCGCUCCUAAUUUUGGGGGUGUUCUCCCUUUGCUGCGCCACAGCUGGUGACAGUAGUGGUGUAAAGAAAAUGAAGAUGCAGUUUGCCACGGGACCCCUUCUCAAGUUUCAAAUCUGCAUUUCCUGAGGGUACAAGCGGGUGUUUGAGGAGUACACGCAGGCCUUGUACCAGCGGUACCCAGACAUCCGCAUUGAAGGGGAGAACUAUCUUCCUUUGCCAAUCUACCGACACGUUGCUUCCUUCCUGUCUGUGUUCAAACUGCUGGUGAUUGGGCUGAUUAUUAUCGGCAGGGACCCUUUCGCCCUCUUUGGUAUGCAAGCCCCAGGAAUCUGGGAGUGGGGCCAAGGAAAUAAGAUAUAUGCCUGUAUGAUGGUGUUCUUCCUCAGCAACAUGAUUGAAAACCAGUUAAUGUCAACAGGAGCAUUCGAAAUCACAUUAAACGACGUACCAGUGUGGUCCAAACUAGAAUCAGGCCACCUGCCCUCCAUGCAGCAGCUUGUGCAAAUCCUGGAUAACGAAAUGAAGAUGAACGUUCAUAUGAACACAAGACACCACCAUUCCUAACCUUACUGUAAAAUUCCUGGCUGGAGCUAAAUGCCCCUCCAUGUUUGAGGUGGGUUUCUCACUGGGCUGUGAGGUGAUGUUUAUGAACGUCUGCGCUGAAGGCAGGAAGACUGCUAGCACAGACUGGAUGUCCCCAUCACUCUUCACUGCACCCCUUAGAGAUGACCCGCCCCUGACGCCAGAGUGGGAUCCAUGGCAACAGUGCUGGCCAUUUUGUCAUUUUCUUGUACUAUUCAUACUACUACAGAGUUCAUCCAGGUGAUAUUAGUGAUCCCAUAAGGAGAGCGUUAACAUUGGUCCUUGUAGUCUUUAACUCUUUGCAUAUAAUUCGAUCUAUGUGAAUAAAAACAGUUGUCAUUUGUACCACUGAGCCAUAUGUAGAAAUUUGUUUAUUGUUCUCAAAGUAGAUUUGUCAUGUAGAAAUUUGCAGCACUUAAAAUGUGUCGUCACUGUUGUGGAAAUAACAUUGAGAACAUGUAUCUUGAUAUGAUUUCUGAAUUUUUAUAUUUACAAAUUGUGGAGGAAAAUAAGAUUAAACAUAUUAACUAUUUAACUCUGAA
Molecule: messenger RNA, 1211 nt
Organism: Archocentrus centrarchus (flier cichlid)
Lineage: Eukaryota; Metazoa; Chordata; Actinopteri; Cichliformes; Cichlidae
Gene: selenot1a
Product: selenoprotein T, 1a
Exons: 6
Biological process (GO): cell redox homeostasis
Cellular component (GO): endoplasmic reticulum membrane
Molecular function (GO): thioredoxin-disulfide reductase (NADPH) activity
Source: RefSeq, a predicted model, not a curated record